This is a messenger RNA of Myotis myotis, 7751 nucleotides long. RefSeq names its product ubiquitin specific peptidase 37 (gene USP37). Gene Ontology annotation, molecular function: cysteine-type endopeptidase activity; cysteine-type deubiquitinase activity. The transcript has 25 exons. Gene Ontology annotation, biological process: protein deubiquitination; G1/S transition of mitotic cell cycle. NCBI's taxonomy places the organism in Eukaryota, Metazoa, Chordata, Mammalia, Chiroptera, Vespertilionidae. The record is from RefSeq and is a predicted model, not a curated record. Gene Ontology annotation, cellular component: nucleus; cytosol. Bases 405 to 3344 code for a protein of 979 amino acids.
GCGUGCGUGCGUUGCGUGUUUGCGUGUGGUCACAGUUCCCGCCAUCAGCCACUCUCCCUGACUUGGGGGAGCGAGCUGUAUACCUCAGUUUGGGUUCGGCGUCCCUUCCUUCCUUAACCUCCAUUCUUCCCCCUCCGCGCGGACUCGGUGCGAGCCCCGGACUCACAGGCACAGGCACACUUAUAUUUCCUGUAGCUGAGUUGAUGGCUUCCGAAGAACUGGGAUAGCUGCAGAAUAUGAGUAGUUCCCCAAGAAGAUUGCAUUGCCUUUGGCACAAGCAUCAGAAUAAAGGUGAAUCGUUAUUACAUAGGGUUUUUCAGUAAAAGUCACUGAAAAAAUCUGUUGGGUGAAGUUAUAUUUUUGUUUUAUAAUUUUGCUAGAAGCAAUUUAUUUUUAAAGAAAGUAUGUCUCCUCUGAAGAUACAUGGUCCUAUCAGAAUUCGAAGUAUGCAAACUGGGAUUACAAAAUGGAAAGAAGGAUCCUUUGAAAUUGUGGAAAAGGAUAAUAAAGUCAGCCUAGUGGUUCACUACAAUACUGGAGGAAUUCCAAGGAUAUUUCAGCUAAGUCAUAACAUUAAAAAUGUGGUGCUUCGACCCAGUGGAGCAAAACAAAGCCGCCUAAUGUUAACGCUACAGGAUAACAGCUUCUUAUCUAUUGACAAAGUACCAAGUAAGGAUGCAGAGGAAAUGAGAUUGUUUCUAGAUGCAGUCCAUCAAAACAGACUCAAUGCAGCCAUGAAACCUUCUCAGGGGUCUGGUAGUUUUGGAGCUAUUCUGGGCAGUAGAACCUCACAGAAGGAAACCAACAGGCAGCUUUCUUACUCAGACAAUCAGGCCUCUUCAAAAAGAGGAAGUUUGGAAACUAAAGAUGAUACUCCAUUUCGAAAAGUUCUUGGUAAUCCAGGUAGAGGAUCGAUUAAGACUGCAGUAGGAAAUGGAAUAACUGUCACCCGAACGAUUCCGUCUUUGACAUCUACAUCAACACCUCUUAGAUCAGGUUUAUUAGAAAAUAGAACUGAAAAGAGGAAAAGAAUGCUGUCUGGCUCAGAGUUGAAUGAAGAUUACCCUAAGGAAAAUGAUUCAUCAUCGAACAACAAAGCUAUGACAGAUCCCUCAAGAAAGUAUUUAACCAGCAGUAGAGAGAAGCAGCUGAGUUUGAAACAGUCGGAAGAGAAUAGGACUUCAGGACUUUUACCUUUGCAGUCAUCAUCCUUUUAUGGUAGCAGAUCUGGAUCCAAGGACUACUCUUCUGGCAAUACUAAUCUAGACAGGACUAACAUCUCAAGCCAAACUCCCUCUGCCAAAAGAAGUUUGGGAUUUCUUCCUCAGCCAGCUCCUCUAUCUGUUAAAAAAUUGAGGUGUAAUCAAGAUUAUACUGGUUGGAAUAAACCAAGAGUGCCCCUUUCCUCUCACCAACAGCAACUGCAGGGCUUCUCCAACUUGGGAAAUACUUGCUAUAUGAAUGCUAUUUUACAGUCCCUAUUUUCACUCCAGUCAUUUGCAAAUGACCUGCUUAAGCAAGGUAUCCCAUGGAAGAAAAUUCCACACAAUGCACUUAUCAGACGCUUUGCACACUUGCUUGUAAAAAAAGAUACCUGUAAUUCAGAGACCAAAAAGGAUUUACUCAAGAAGGUUAAAAAUGCCAUUUCUGCUACAGCAGAGAGAUUCUCUGGUUAUAUGCAGAAUGAUGCUCAUGAAUUUCUAAGUCAGUGCUUAGACCAGCUAAAAGAGGAUAUGGAAAAAUUAAAUAAAACUUGGAAGACUGAACCUGUUCCUGGAGAAGAAAAUUCACCAGAUAUUUCAGCCACUAGAGUAUACACUUGCCCUGUUAUUACUAAUUUGGAGUUUGAGGUUCAACACUCCAUUAUCUGUAAAGCAUGUGGAGAGAUUAUUCCCAAAAGAGAACAGUUUAAUGACCUCUCCAUCGACCUUCCUCGAAGGAAAAAGCCACUCCCUCUGCGUUCAGUUCAAGAUUCUCUUGAUCUUUUCUUUAGGGCAGAAGAAAUUGAGUAUUCCUGUGAGAAGUGUAGUGGGAAGUGUGCUCUUGUCAGGCACAAAUUUAACAGGCUACCCAGGAUCCUCAUUCUUCAUUUGAAGCGAUAUAGCUUCAAUAUUACUCUCUCACUUAACAACAAGAUUGGGCAGCAAGUCAUCAUUCCAAGAUACCUGACCCUGUCAUCUCAUUGCACUGAAAGUACAAAACCACCCUUCACUCUCGGUUGGAGUGCGCAUAUGGCAAUUUCUAGACCAUUGAAAGCCUCUCAAAUGGUGAAUUCCUGCAUCACCAGCCCUUCUACACCUUCAAAGAAUUUCCCCUUCAAAUCCAAGAGCUCAUUGGCUUUGAGCCUUGAUUCAGACAGUGAGGAUGAACUAAAACGCUCUGUGGCCCUUAGCCAGAGAUUCUGUGAAAUAACAGGUUGUGAACAACAGCAGGAAGAUGUGGAAAAGGAUUCAAAAUCAUGCAGAAUAGAACCUGAUAAGUCUGAAUUAGAAAACUCAGGAUUUGAUGGAAUGAGCGAAGAAGAGCUUCUAGCAGCUGUUUUAGAGAUAAGUAAGAGAGAAGCUUCACCACCUCUGAGUCAUGAAGAUGAUGAUAAACCAACCAGCAGCCCAGAUACUGGAUUUGCAGAGGAUGAUAUUCAAGAAAUACCUGAAAAUCCAGACUCUAUGGAAAUUGAGAAACCUAAAACAGUCACAGAACCAGAUCCAGCCAGUUUUACUGAGAUAACUAAAGACUGUGAUGAGAAUAAAGAAAACAAAACCCCAGAAGGACCUCAAGGAGAGGUUGAUUGGCUUCAGCAGUAUGAUGUGGACCGCGAAAGGGAAGAGCAAGAGCUUCAGCAGGCCUUGGCUCAGAGCCUCCAGGAGCAAGAGGCUUGGGAACAGAAAGAAGAUGAUGACCUCAAAAGAGCCACAGAGUUAAGUCUUCAAGAGUUUAACAACUCUUUUCUGGAUUCAUUGGGUUCUGAUGAAGACUCUGGGAAUGAGGAUGUUUUAGAUAUGGAGUACACAGAAGCUGAAGCUGAGGAACUGAAGAGAAAUGCUGAGACAGGAUAUCUUCCUCAUUCCUAUCGGCUCAUCAGUGUUGUCAGUCACAUUGGUAGCACUUCUUCUUCAGGUCAUUACAUUAGUGAUGUGUAUGACAUUAAGAAGCAAGCAUGGUUUACUUAUAAUGACCUAGAGGUAUCUAAAAUCCAAGAGGCUUCCGUGCAGAGUGAUCGGGAUCGGAGUGGUUACAUCUUCUUUUACAUGCACAAGGAGGUUUUUGAUGAGCUGCUGGAAACAGAAAAGAACCCUCAGGCAUUCAGCAUGGAAGUGGGGAAGACCACUCGUCAGGCCUCGUGAAGAACAAACUGCUGGGUUGGCAGUGUGCACUGCAUAUUCUCCCUUACUGUCACCCACCUCACUUUCCUCCACCUGAGGAGAAGUUAGAACUCUGUUUGAUGCGGGAGCAACAAACAGCUCAGGGCCAAACCAAAAGAUGAAAAUUGCAGUUAUGUGGAAUGCUCCAUGCUAAUUGUUUUAUGGAAACUUUGGUCUCACCUCUAUAGCUGAUUAUCUUCUUUUUCUCCUACAAGAGUAGCACUUCCUUUUGUCUUGGAAAUACUUGUUGUAAAUAUAUAUAUGUACAUACAAACAUAUAUGUGGAAUGAAUGGAGCCUUAAAGAGUUAGGAUGAGCCACCAGAGUAUACCUGCUCAAAAUUAAUAGCACAGCAGUUUGGAGAAGAAAUUAAGUUGUCAAAGAAUCCAUUCACCUGAGAAAUGUGUACAGAUAUACAUAUCAGUUGACAUUUGGCUUUUAUGUUCCUUGAGUAGUUUCACUCAAGUCUGUAAUCUUUCAUGUGUGUUUCUUAUUAGUAAAGGUCACUGGAAAAUAAGCUCUCCAUGUUACACUAAUGACAGUUUGUCCUCCUUGCAAAGGAGGGGCAUUUCUGCCACCUGACUUGGGGGGCUAUUUUUUAAAAAUUCAUGGAUUCGUAAUGCUUUUGCUGUUUACAUGUAGUCCCAAGAAAUGGAUUGUUGUUGGUGCUUGGAAUGUGUUUUGGUCCCACAUUUGGUAUUUAUUAUACACUUUGUAUUUCCUUUAAAGAGAUUUCCUUCACACAGUAUAUUCAUUGUAUAUCAUCUAUAUUACAGUGGUGAAGAUAGAAUAAUUAUUUUAUGGAGCAGGCAUUAUCCUAACAGAGUUCAACCAGAACUUUAAAAGGUAGGGAAAUAAUAUUGUCCCAAUUGGGACUCCCCAGCAAGGAUACUUAGGGAUAAGGAGGAAUACUAGAAUCUCUGUCUCUCCAAGAGGUCAAGAGGAGUAUUCUUGUGUUAAAAGUUAAAAUUCUGGACCACUAAAGCUAAAAGCCCUACUAUAGUGUGAAAUAAGUGCAUGAGCUGUAGGAUAAAGCUUGAACAUUUAACCUUCCACUGUCUGGCUUUGCCCUUAAAACAGAAUGGGAAUUAAAAGUGUGAUUGGUUUAAUAAUCCCAAGAACUAAUAUAUAAAGGUGCAUAAUGUAUUUGUUCUACUUUUUAGGUGCUUCAAGUUGAGGUUAAAUGGGGGUACAGCAUUAAUUGCUGCAUUAGUCACUCAGCUGACAUAAUCAGCUUGGUUCAGCAGCUUGUGAAACUAUAUAAAGAAUGAGUUUGAAAGUAGAAUUCUGUCCAAAAAAUAAUUUUGUAAGCCCAGGGAUCAUUAGGAUCAUACAGAGUUAAGUAUAGCAAUAUGAAACCUUCAAUAUUGUUUCUUUUUGCUUUUUUAUUGUAAAGAAAUUACUCUUCUGAGGUAGGGAAAAAACUGUUAGCAGGUUUUCAAGUGUAAAGUUCAUUGUCACAGAAGAUGCAACACCUUUCCUGGAAAAUUGCCAUAAGAGAGUUCCAGCCCCACUCUUAAAACUUGGAUGUGUUCUGACAUAGUAACCUCUUCUAAAAUUUUGAAUUUUUGGAUUGUAAACAGCCCCAACACUCUUGCUUAACUACUGAUAAAAGCUUUGCUUCCUACCACUUACUUAGAUAUUACUCCAGUAAACGUUCCAAAUGGUAUGGUGGUACAAUACGCAAGAGUAGUAUAGAGCAGAGGGAAAUAUUUGUUUUAAAAACUUGCUUUUUAUGUUUUAUUUCUACUGGGGAGCUCCUUUUUUUUUUUUUUCUUGAAAAUAACUGGUUUUCUUAUACAAAUGAAGUGGUGAUCAAAUUCUCUAGCUAUUUAUUAUUCCUCUUUCCUGUGUCUGUAUUUGAGAGCCUUGAGAGGUAUUGUUAAAAAUGAUUGGGAAUGAUUUGAAGUGAGGGGUACAUUAGGGCAUUAAAAAAAAUUAGAAAUAAUGCGAUAAGCCUAGAUUGCCCAUGAAAUACCCUCGUUGACUUGCUUUUCAUAGCUUGGUUGUGGUGUAUGGUUUAGAAGUACUCUUGGCUCAGAAACCUAAUUUGAUUUGAUCUUCAUGUCUUGGGCAGGACUUACUUGUUGAAUGAAUACAGGUUACUGGGGUAGAUGAGUUAAAUUACUUUCUUGUUUUGAUUUAGUGAAGGAUUAAUGACUGUAGAUGGAGAUUUUAUCUGGACCAUGUUGAUGGGGUUUAUUGUUUUGUUUUUGAGCUGACUAUAUAUAUUUAAAAAUUAUAAGUAGAUUUUUUUUGUGCAGUCUGAUCAGUUUGCUCAGAGUCAGGGGGUUGGGAUGGCAUUUGGCAUAUUGUGCCAGGAAGGGACAACUGAAAUAGGGACAGAGUGCUUUAGUCCUAGGCAGCCUGCACAGUAAAUUUCCUAUUGAAAAUACCACAUGUGGUUACAUUUUUCUAAAUGGCAUUGAAUUGGAGCUUGGCAGCACUUAGUUCUGCACUCAACUGAUCUUAAUUGGAACUUUUUUGAAAGGGAAAAACAAAUUCAAACUUAAUUCUUAUUGGCUAUUAUAAUGGAGAAUUGGAAGGUUGUAUGUUGUCAAAUGCUCUCUCUUGUCACUUCAGUAGCCAUGGCUAUAAUUUAAGCCUGUGAGAAGAUAGACUCUGUUCUGUGGGCAAAAUAUGUGUGUGUGUACACGCGCUCAUAGGUUUUGUUUCAGCAAACUAGAAAAGAAGCAAAUCCAUGACUUGUUCUAUUUAUAUUUUUUUAUUCCAAACGCUAUUUGUUUACUUGCCAAUUUACUUUACUAAUUUAAUUGUUCAAUAGCAAGUAUAACAAAUGUAAAUGUGUUUACAUUUUAAGAAGUAACUAUCAGCUAACUCUGGGAGGCAAACAGACUACACAAUUCUUUCUUUGUCUAGUGUAAAAUUCUUCUGAAAGAAAAGCUUUAAGAAUUAAAACCUCAGCAAGUGAAUUCCUGGCUUUAUCCUUCCAUACUGCCGUUACCAUUAUGUAACUAUAUAAAUAUAGCUACAACUAUUGAUAUAGUUGUAUAAUGAAAGUUGUUUGAAAACAUCUAAAUUAAAGAAAUUCUUGGCAAUGUCUCAUAUAUAUAUAUAUUCUUGGCAAUGUCAGUGCUUUGAGUGUAGAGAGAACAUGUAGAGAGAGCAUAGGGGGGCGGGGUGGAAACAUACAGAAAGAAGGUAGUUUAUAAACUCAUUUGUGAUCUGAAAAGAGAUUAUGUUAAAACUAAUAAAAACAUUACCCUUCUUGCUCACUCUUCUCUGUCCUCUGAAAUGAAACAGUGGAUGCUCUUAGUCGUCCAGCCAUCUUUUGCCCUGUCUGAUUUAAUUGACGCUCUUAGGUAGUGUUAGAAGUCAGGGAAACAGCUAGAUCUCCAAGUACAUGUGGACCUUGUAUAUGUGUGGAGAUCUUCAGAAAAACCACCAACAACCCAGUACCAGUUGCAAGUCACAUAAAAAUGUACCCCAAAAACAGAUGUGUCCUUUUCCUCCUCCCAUCUUGCUUUACACUGAGUAAUGCUCUUUUUAAAUGUGUACGAAAACCGAUUUCUGACCGCUUAACGACUUUCUACUAUAUUACUUCAGAACCCUGAUUUUGUCUCUAUCGAUGGGUCUUACUAACCUCUAAAAAAAAUUUUUUUUUUAAUUGGGAAACUAUAGUUUGUUAGGCCUUGAGAGUUGUGUGACAGAAUUCUUUUGCUGUGUCUCACCACAAUCAUUGACUCCUAUGGCAUGCUUUGAUUACUAAGCUUCAGGCAGUCUCUUUGGUUGUAUCAUAUUUAUAAACAGUGAGUAAGUUUUCCUUUCCAUGUGUGCUAUGUGUCUGAGGUUUUGAUAUUUUAAUACAAAGUGUGCCAGUAUGAAUAUAAGCAAUUGAUUUUGGUAACAUUGGACUUUUCUUAAAGUACAGAGAUGAAGAAUAGGUGUGUACACUGACGUAAAAAUAGAGUGUAUUGAGGGUCUGGAUCAGAACCCAAGUUCAUUAGGCCAAAACAAUCGAAUGGGCUGGCCUACUUCAAGAACGGGAGGGGGAGCGAAGAAUGACUGCAUGUGGUUGUACACACCUCGGGUCCCCAGGUUUCCUUCCCUCUGACUGCUCUGGCCUGUUAAGUGUUUAUUUAUGCUAAGAAAAGGAAAACAACUAAGCUUCUACACUUUGCCUAGUUGAGCCACUACCAGGUUUGCUGGCAGCUUUGGCCACAUUAUCUGUGAGGUGAUUUUCUUUGUGUUCAGAGUGACUUCUGAUUCUAAAUCUUUAUGUUUUGUUUUGUAUGGAGCGGCACUUUAUCUGUGUUUUAGCAGAACUGUUCCUCUGUAUUCUUUACAGUUUUUCCUUGUUUUGGUUUCCUUUUUAAAUUAUGCAUAGAGGUUUUUUGUGUGUGUGAAAUUAAAGCCUUUAUUAACCCUG